AUGUUUGAAAUAAGUGCAUCAAUUCCUUGUCUCGUAGCGAGCGGUUUAACGCGCGAGUUCUCUCCACCGAAGCAAGAGCCUAAGGUAUGUCGAGAGCCAUAUCCUGGGUCAUUUGCAGGCGAGCCAGGUCUAGCGCGAGCUGGCAAAUUAAAGGGUGUUUGGGGAAAUUUAUCCGAUCCACUUGGGCAGGUUAGGAUGGCAUUCUCCCAUGGAAACAGCCAGCGGACUACAACAGUCGCCAUGUUUAGACCUCGGGGCUGUAAGGCAUCUGACUGUGCAUCGUUCCAGAUGGGCCAUCUCAACAGCAAUAGUCGAUAUCCAAGCCAAUACCGAGCAGGUGAUUUUCAGAAAAAAGACCUUCGGACACGUCUAGGGCUAGCAGAGGAUAAGGCGGAGAUUGUUCUCCGGGUCAAUUACCGAAACCUUGCCGAAAUAGAGCGCGCUGCUUGGUUCGGAGAGGCUGUUGGUCUAAUGAAGCUUUUUCAAUCAUAUAUCCUAAGGAAUCGACUCUUCUAA
Molecule: messenger RNA, 516 nt
Organism: Blumeria graminis f. sp. triticale
Lineage: Eukaryota; Fungi; Ascomycota; Leotiomycetes; Helotiales; Erysiphaceae
Source: the annotation of a GenBank genome assembly